This is a messenger RNA of Trichophyton verrucosum HKI 0517, 483 nucleotides long. RefSeq lists its product as uncharacterized. The coding region runs from base 1 to 483 and encodes 160 amino acids. NCBI's taxonomy places the organism in Eukaryota, Fungi, Ascomycota, Eurotiomycetes, Onygenales, Arthrodermataceae. The transcript has a single exon. The record is from RefSeq and is a predicted model, not a curated record.
AUGGAUCCGUUGUCCAUCACCGCCAGUGUCGCUGGACUGAUAACACUUGCAGGAGUCAUCAUCUCGAAAGGGUUUCAAAUCUCGGACAGGUUUACCAAUACCGAGAAAGAGCUGAAUUCGCUUCUAAAUGAAGUUUCCAGCUUUUCUGGUCUCUUAGUUGGUGUGCAGUCACAUUUUGAACAGCAUCAAGCUUCAACCCCUUUUUCCAUAUACUCUCUGAACCUACCAAGGCUCAGCGAAAGGGACCAAUCACCAACGACUCCAGCCGGGCAUCUUUAUACUGCUCUCAAUGAUUGCAAGUCUAUAUUAGAAGAUGUGAAAAGGUUGGUAGAAAAAAUAUCCAUCACGCCCUCCUUCCAACUGGUUCUUCGCCGUGAGGUCUUUUUAAAAGAGGCUGUCAAACACGCUGCCAAACUAGAGCGUUACAAAUCCUUUUUUAUACUAGCCUUUCAGAUAAACAGCUGGUAUGAACGCCUUAAUUAG